CUCAAAUACUUCUGGCAUUGUACAGAUAGAAAAAAUAUGUGGUAGCAGCACACUUCCAAAUGCCAAGCAGAAACGAGCCAGUUCUGCGGGGUCCUACAAGGGAGGGGGAAGUGGAGUGGGGCCGGUCGAAGGGACACCCCGCCCUGCCGGGGCGGGACGAGCUGCCAGCAAGGCUCCGAGGCGUGUAAAAGCAAGGAAGAGGGGCGUGUAGCACGGAACGACUAGCUGGGCUGAGCUGCUGAGACGGUUGCACUGGGAGUGCUGUGCACACGAGCAAACGUCUGAAAUGGCAUCUGAGGGAGAUAAACUUUGGGGGGGAAGAUUCAGCGGAAGCACAGAUCCCAUCAUGGAGAUGCUCAACUCUUCCAUUGCCUGUGAUCAGAGAAUGUCUGAAGUUGAUAUCCAGGGAAGCAUGGCUUAUGCCAAAGCCUUGGAGAAGGCUGGCAUCCUAACUAAAACAGAGCUGGAGAAGAUCCUGAGUGGCCUGGAAAAGAUCUCUGAGGAAUGGUCUAAAGGAGUCUUUGUGGUGAAACAAAGUGAUGAGGAUAUUCAUACUGCCAACGAACGCAGACUGAAGGAGCUGAUUGGGGAUAUAGCUGGAAAGCUGCACACUGGAAGAAGCAGGAAUGAUCAGGUUGUGACUGACCUGAAGCUGCUCCUGAAGAGUUCCAUCUCUGUCAUCUCCACUCACCUGCUGCAGCUCAUUAAGACCCUGGUGGAGCGCGCUGCUAUAGAAAUUGAUGUUAUCAUGCCUGGCUACACCCACCUGCAGAAAGCUCUGCCCAUCAGAUGGAGCCAGUUCCUGCUCAGCCACGCUGUUGCACUGAUUCGUGAUUCUGAGCGCCUGGGUGAGGUGAAGAAAAGGAUGAAUGUCUUGCCUCUGGGAAGCGGUGCUCUGGCUGGCAACCCACUGGAAAUUGAUAGAGAGCUUCUGCGUAGUGAACUGGACUUUGCAUGCAUCAGCCUGAACAGCAUGGAUGCCAUCAGUGAGAGAGACUUUGUGGUGGAAUUACUCUCUGUUGCCACCCUGCUGAUGAUCCACCUUAGCAAGCUGGCCGAAGAUCUCAUCAUCUUCAGCACCGCUGAAUUUGGCUUUGUGACCCUCUCUGAUGCCUACAGCACUGGCAGCAGCCUGAUGCCUCAGAAGAAGAACCCUGAUAGCCUGGAACUGAUCCGCAGCAAAGCUGGUCGUGUGUUUGGACGGUUGGCUGCUGUUCUCAUGGUUCUCAAAGGACUUCCAAGCACCUACAACAAGGAUCUGCAGGAGGACAAGGAAGCUGUUUUUGAUGUUGUGGACACUCUGACUGCUGUGCUCCAGGUUGCCACCGGAGUGAUUUCUACCCUCCAGAUCAACAAGGAGAACAUGGAGAAGGCUCUGACCCCUGAGUUGCUGACUACUGAUCUGGCUCUCUACUUGGUUCGUAAAGGAAUGCCAUUCAGACAAGCUCAUGCUGCUUCUGGGAAGGCCGUCCAUCUUGCUGAGACUAAAGGCAUUGCUAUCAAUAAACUCACUCUAGAGGACCUGAAGAGCAUCAGCCCUCUGUUUGCCAGCGAUGUCUCCCAGGUCUUCAACAUUGUCAACAGCGUGGAGCAGUACACUGCUGUGGGUGGUACUGCCAAGAGCAGCGUGACUGCCCAGAUCGAGCAGCUGAGGGAGCUGCUGAAGAAGCAGAAGGAGCAAGCUUAGAGUGUGGGGACAUAUCCCGUGGCUGCAGUGUUGUGCUUAUCACACUAAUCCAGAGUUAAUAAACACUAUGGUGUAUUGUAAUUCACUGAAACUUCUGUCUUAUAUAUUGUUUUAGGGGACAAGAUUGAGCUGGGCUUCCUUAGCCCUUCUGAGGCUUGAGGAAUGCAGUUCACUGGUGUGAAAGAACUGGAACUAUCUCCUCCCUGGCUUUUAGGAGAGCUUUUAUGGGCAGCACACUCUAGAUGUGUAUCAGUAUCUGCACUCCAAAAUUGUCCUGUGAAACUAAAAUCCAUCAGAUGGCAUUUCCUUCCACCCUGAUCUCUCUGGUAACACUUUCCAUCCUAUUUUAUUU
Messenger RNA from Phasianus colchicus (ring-necked pheasant), 2039 nucleotides. The record is from RefSeq and is a predicted model, not a curated record. NCBI's taxonomy places the organism in Eukaryota, Metazoa, Chordata, Aves, Galliformes, Phasianidae.